AUGGAUACAAUGAAAAGAAGAGCUGACAAAAGACCGAAAGAUGACGAGCCCUCACAGAUUUGGCUUGUGCAUAAAACACCCCGGUUGUUGAGACAGUGGUGGGAAAAUAUGGGCAUUUGUGGGCAGGAAAAGAUAAAGGACCAUCUGGGUCACUUUAUGAACAUUAUGGAGAUCAACCCAAGGAGGGACUUAAUCGAGGCAUUGGUGCAUUUCUGGGAUCCUAAUUACAACGUAUUCCGUUUUAAUGGUUUUGAAAUGACUCCCACUUUGGAGGAGUUAGCUGGAUACACAAGGUUAGGUGAUGAGCUUCGGAAGAAGAGACCUUUGGCCUCAAGGGAUGUCACUGGCAGUGAGUUCCUUGAGCAGAUGACAAUCAGCCAAAAUAAAAUAGCAAGUGUGGAACGAGGGCACGUCCGAUUGGAUUUCUUGUACGACAGGUAUGGGUGUCCAGGUGGAUUUUCAAAGCACGGAAAGGAGCUUGAUAAUAAAAUUGGAUACAAAGCUUGGCAAAGCCAUGGGCGGAAAGCAUUCCUCGUGGCAUUUCUAGGGACAAUGGUUUUUCCGAGGCAUGACAAAAAUAUUGAUAUUCGAUUAUCUGGCAUAGUCACCACUUUAUUGCAUCGAAAGGACGUCACUAUCAUUCCUAUGGUAUUGUCUGAUAUUUAUCGUGCCCUGACCAAGUGUCAGGAAGGAAAAGAUUUCUUUGAAGGCUAUUUGACUGAAGACAGUAGCUUCCCCAAGGGAGUCGAAGCAUGGAGAGGGCAUCUUCAAAAGUUGACCGCUACUGAAAUCACACGGAACUACCACUGGUUCUCACCAAAAGAAGUCAUAUACAAAUCUUGCCACCAUUCGUUUUUGAUUUUGAUGGGUCUUCGGGGUUUUCAACCGUAUGUGCCUAUGAGAGCCCUACGCCAGUUAGGUCGAAAACAAGUAGUGCCCACAGUGGAACUCAUGCAAAGAUUCACAUGGGAGGUAAUAUCAGAGGAUCUUGUUCGUGAGGCUUAUGCUCAACAGGUUUGGGAUAAAAUUAAGGUGCUUGAAUCUCACACUAUGGUGGAAGAUCAGGAUCGAGGAGAGUUAGACCCGGCAUAUUUUGAGUGGUUCUAUGACCAAGAUGCUUUGAGAUCCAGGCAAGAGACAGUUCUGAAGAGCACGACAGAAUGA
Nicotiana tabacum (common tobacco) is the source of this 1164-nucleotide messenger RNA. The record is from RefSeq and is a predicted model, not a curated record. Lineage: Eukaryota; Viridiplantae; Streptophyta; Magnoliopsida; Solanales; Solanaceae.